UUGGUGGCAAGUACCACUCAUGAGCCACUAUUGAACGACCAGAUACGGCCUGGGCUCUAUUCGGCUCAUUAUCUUGGCGACGUAGCAACCUAUCUGGCAACAGCUGUCGUUGAAUUUUCAUUAAUCGGCGCCGCGGUAAUGUUUAUCCUAUGGAAAUCCAUUGACAACGGAACAAUUAGCUGUGGUAAUGAUGCUGGAUCGGAACGGGUGAAACGAAAGCAUCGAAUGAGGGUCGACUGUAGCUCCUCUUCUACUGGAUUGUUUGCCGGGAUACUAUUCCUCAUCGUCACAUUCAUCUCGAUUGGCGUGCAUUCGGUAUUCACUCAGCUAAACAACAGUCGAAGCGCACAGCUUGCGUUUGGCCUAGCAGAUUUGGCGCUCUUCGCUACAUCCCUCUCAGCCUGCACCAUCGGAAUAUACAGGAUGCGAAUGCUACAAUUUUUACGCCGCUCACAUGGGAGUGCCGAAAUACUGGACGAAAUUUUAUUGAUGAUCGGACUUAUUGGUGAGCUACUGUUUUGCUGCACCGGAAUGCUUCUGUGGAUCACGAAGAGCGACGAAAAUGACGAUGAGGCGGGUGAAGUUUAUGUCCUCAUUGUAUACGUUGUGCGACUGCUACAAGUUCUCAUCCAGACCGUCUUCAUGCUCGUUGCAGGAAGGUUACGAGCUCAUUCACUGGAAGCGAAGGAGCAAAAGCCCGGGAAACAGAUCGUCACGUUCUUGCUAAUGGCCAAUGUAACACUGUUCUUCUUUUAUACGUUCGAAAGCGUCAACGCAAGCUAUUGCCACAAGAACGUUUUCGGGACACAGUACAUCAUCGCACAUACUGUAGCGCCGCUCAUCGUACUGUAUCGCUUCCACAGUAGCGUAUGCUUGGCCGAAAUUUGGAAGCACUGCUACUCGGUGAAAACGGCUUCUGAUCGAGCGCAGUCGAAUUAUUGA
This is a messenger RNA of Gongylonema pulchrum, 942 nucleotides long. NCBI's taxonomy places the organism in Eukaryota, Metazoa, Nematoda, Chromadorea, Rhabditida, Gongylonematidae. The record is from the annotation of a GenBank genome assembly.